Molecule: messenger RNA, 329 nt
Organism: Acaulospora colombiana
Lineage: Eukaryota; Fungi; Glomeromycota; Glomeromycetes; Diversisporales; Acaulosporaceae
Source: the annotation of a GenBank genome assembly
GCGAUAUGGGGGAGAACAGCGAGGCUUACCUCGCUGGACUUCUUGAAAGAGGUGUCCGCGUGCUCAUUUAUGUGGGAACGAACGACCUGGGCUGCAACUUUGUCGGUAAUUAUCGCACUGUACAGGGUAUGGACUGGAGUGGAGCACAGGUGUUUGUUGAGAAAGAAUUACAUAACUGGGAGGUGGAUGGAAAAGUAGCAGGCGAAACUAAAUCUGAAGGUCGUUUGACAUUCACUACUGUUAGAGGUGCCGGUCAUAUGGUGCCGUUCGAUAAACCAGCUGAGGCAGCUCAUCUAGUUGAACACUGGAUCGCAAAUAUGCCCCUUUGA